Molecule: messenger RNA, 609 nt
Organism: Cryphonectria parasitica EP155
Lineage: Eukaryota; Fungi; Ascomycota; Sordariomycetes; Diaporthales; Cryphonectriaceae
Exons: 1
Source: RefSeq, a predicted model, not a curated record
GGCUGUUCCCCCUCAUUUACCCACUUAUAAAGGUCACCUCAGUCAUGGAGACGUUGGUGCCCUCCAAUAUAUAUUCCUGCUGACUUUACCUCCAGUCUUUCUCUGCAGAUAACCUAGCAACUUCCCAGGACCUUUUCGCCAUUUGCAGCAGGCGCACGUCCCCCAGACAGAAAAAGUGUCCACGGUCUACGCGAUGAACUGAUCAAGUGGUCUGCGCCCAUCGCAGAUUUGAGCCCAUGUUUUCUUUUCUGGUUUGGUUCCCUCCUCAAGGAAUCUCCCGAUAUUCUCAAGGCAUACACGACGUGUUCAAAUUACCUGCGCAGAUACUACACUACAUGACCAGGCCACGCCGAAGCGGGAAACAGCAUACGGCGACCGCCCCAGCACCCCUUCCGCCUUGUUUGCUGCGAUCGCUUGAUUGGACUUUGGAUUUAAAGCAGGACCCAACGACGGGAAGCUGGGCGGGUGACCCCUUGCUUUGGCUGAUAUUCAUGCGUGGUUCUCUAAGACACAGAAUGAAAAGGAAGGAGAAAAAAACAUCAGAUGAACAGAAGAAGGAGGGGAAACAAUCAAAAGUAAAGUUACACCAUUCCGAGCCGCCACUGAGAA